UUAAUCUAUGUUUCUAAUGUUUGGGCACGUGCUUCUUGUUUCAGUUUUUUCAACUUUUUACAUUUUUAGUUUUGUUAUCUAAUCUGCUUAACACAAAGAGAGUGUGUCAUAAAAUGAUAACAUUCGAAAUAAAAGUUAAUGAGAAACUUUAAUUGUCCUCUUUUUUAAUUAGUCAGUGGUCAAUUGCUAAUGAAAAUUUUAGGUUAAAUUUUCAAUAGUUUAAUUUAAUAAAUAUGACAUCUUCAAAAAUGAAAACAAUUUUUCUUAGUUUAUUUGAAUAUUAUACACCAAAAAUCGUAUUGAUUAAAAACAAGAAAGUAGGUGUAUUAAACCGAGUUGUACAGUUAUCCAUAAUAAGUUAUAUAAUAGGCUAUGCAAUAAUUUGGAAUAAAGGAUAUCAAGAUUUCAGUACUAUUGAAAGUUCUGUUACAACCAAAGUUAAAGGUGUAAUUUACACAAAUUUUAGCGAUGAUGAAUUUAAUCCUUUAGUUCCUAAUACAAAUGUUUAUCGUCGACUCUGGGAUACAGCAGAUUAUGUUGUUCCUGCUUCUGAAAAUAAUGCAUUUUUUGUUAUCACAAAUGUUGUGAUUACAUCUAACCAAACACAAGGAAUCUGUCCUGAAGAUCCUGAAAUAACUAAAUGUACAACUGAUGCAGAUUGUGUUCCUGGUGGUUCUGUUAUUACGGGCAAUGGAGUUUUCACUGGUAAAUGUAUUACAUCUGAUGUAAACGAAACUGUAACUGUAUGUGAGAUUAAAGCCUGGUGCCCUGUUGAAAGAGAUGUGGAUAUCUUGAAAACCAAGACUGCACUUUUACCAGAAACACAAAAUUUUACUGUACUCAUCAAAAAUUUUGUUGAUUUUCCUAAAUUUGGAAUUAGAAGAAGUAACAUUCCUGAUUUUAAAGAAUCUUCCUAUUUGAAAAAGUGCACUUAUGAUCCAGUAGAAAAUACACUCUGUCCAAUUUUUGUGUUAAAAGACAUAGUCCCUGGUGAUUAUACAGAUUUAGCAAGAAAGGGUGCUGCAAUUGCUGUCGUAAUUAACUGGGACUGUAACUUUGAUUUUGAAGCAUCUAAAUGUUACCCUACAUAUUCUUUUCGAAGAUUAGAUGAGAACUCUAAAAUCUCUCCUGGGUUAAAUUUUAGGUAUGCUCAUUACUACAGUGACUCUCAACGCACAUUAUAUAAAGCCUAUGGAAUGAAAUUUAUUGUUAUGGCUCAAGGUAGAGGAGGAAAGUUUAACCCAGUUCCUCUACUUCUUAAUGUUGGUUCUGGUUUAGGACUCCUUGCUGUGGCUACAAUAUUAUGUGAUAUUGUUGUAUUAUACUUACUCAAAAAGCGAGAUUAUUAUAAAGCUAUGAAAUAUCAGAGCGUUGCUGAUGAUACCGCAAAUAACAAUUUUGUUGGAAAAAGAUUGGAAGGCUCUUUCAAACAAGAUUCUGAAUUUACUAGUUUGAAAAGUACUGGUAGAUAAUAAUUUGGAAACAAUUGUUGAUGUAGUUCAUCAUAUUAAAGCUCAAAAGUUUCAAUUUUAAAAGUUUAAAUUUCAAAUGCAUAUUUUGCAUUUUCAUUUCAUCAAUUUAGACUCACAAAAAGUUGACUUAACAGUACCAUGAACAUGAUUUUGUCUUAUUGUAUUGAUAUGCAUUUAAUAUAGUUUUCUAUUAAAUUAUCAAUUUUAAUUUCAUAAAAAAUCAAUCAUAUUUUAUUGUAAUUAAAUAGCAUAUUGAAAUUAAGAAAUUGCAAUUUUAUUGUAAUUAAUAUAAUAAUUGAAAUUUCUUUUCAUCAGUCUAUUAAAUUGAACAAAGUGCUGGUAUGAAAUUUUAAAUAUAUUAUGCAAAAUUUGAUUUAUGUCAGAUCAGGAUUCUCAAUUUGAUUCUCAAUUAAGCUAUAUCUAACUUCGUAAUUCUCUCAAUUCCUUACAAGUAAUGUGAUAUUUUUAUUACAGUUUUAUUGUCAACCAUUUUUAUUAUCAACCAACUUAAUUUUUGUGUGUAAAAAGUUUUGAUACAUAGACUACAUGAUAUUUCUCUAUACUCGUGCUAUUAAAACAUAUUUAUGUUUUGUUAUACUUAUGAUAAAUAUGCCUAAAAUGUUAAUGGUUAAAAAAUUGUAUGUUGUUUUUCAUAUUGGAUAUUAUUCUUUGAAAGAAAUGUUCAAAAAAUAUUUUGUAAACUUAAAGUGUCAUAAAUUAGUGCCAUAUUCAUAAGUGCCAUUCUUCAUAAAAAAAAUUUUUUAUUGGUGUAAAGCGGAAAAUCUUAAGAAUGUCUAAAAUUAGAAUCUAAUACUUGAUACAUUGUAAAGAAAAUGUUAGAAUUUAUGGACUUCACAAAAAAUGUGAAUGAAACCUGUGAUUUUUUUUAUAUUUUUAAAUAUUGUAUGCCUGGCAAGUAGGGUUGGGGUUUGCUGAUGUUAUUUAAUAUAUCUAGUCAAAUUGUGUGUGUGUUGAAUUUUACUUAAAAUGGCGAUUGCAUGGAAUACUAGUACGAGAUGUUUUUUUUUAUAUGGAGUGUUUUGAAUGUGAUUGUUUUGCCCCAUUCAGAUUUAUAUACAUUUGUUGUAAUUGAUUAUAAUAAAAAAUUUGAAAUUUU
Parasteatoda tepidariorum (common house spider) is the source of this 2589-nucleotide messenger RNA. Its product is annotated as P2X purinoceptor 4. NCBI's taxonomy places the organism in Eukaryota, Metazoa, Arthropoda, Arachnida, Araneae, Theridiidae. The record is from RefSeq and is a predicted model, not a curated record. Gene Ontology annotation, biological process: response to ATP; calcium ion transmembrane transport. Gene Ontology annotation, molecular function: purinergic nucleotide receptor activity; extracellularly ATP-gated monoatomic cation channel activity. Gene Ontology annotation, cellular component: plasma membrane.